Messenger RNA from Sebastes umbrosus (honeycomb rockfish), 2165 nucleotides. RefSeq names its product putative UDP-GlcNAc:betaGal beta-1,3-N-acetylglucosaminyltransferase LOC100288842. Gene Ontology annotation, molecular function: hexosyltransferase activity. NCBI's taxonomy places the organism in Eukaryota, Metazoa, Chordata, Actinopteri, Perciformes, Sebastidae. The transcript is spliced from 2 exons. The record is from RefSeq and is a predicted model, not a curated record. Gene Ontology annotation, cellular component: membrane. The coding region runs from base 58 to 1170 and encodes 370 amino acids.
ACCACAUCGGGACGUCCGCUGCUCACAGACACACAGAGAAACAACAAGGCAGGUGUCAUGCAGUGCUCUCUGUUCAAGCUGCGUACCCACCAGUGGUGUUUCCUCCUCUUCAACGUCCUCCUCUUCCAUGCCCUGCUGUUCGGGGCAGACUUUGUGGAGGAGUACCUCUUGCAGCCCACGCCUGGGGUCUACACUGAUGGCACGGUGGUUGAUGUAAGAGAGAAAGCGAGGAAACUAGACCUGAGCAACGCCAGGGAGAACGUGUCCCAGGCCUACCCCAUCACAAACCCAGACGCCUGCAGGAACUCUGACCUCUUCCUCCUCGCUCUAGUCUUCAGCUCCACCGCUAAUAUCACCCAAAGAGAUGCAGUCAGGAAGACGUGGGCCAACCAAACACUCAUCCAAGGCUUCCCAGUGCGGGUACUGUUCUUCUUAGGAUCAACUGAGACCUCCGCCGCACAAAAGGCCCUCAUGGUAGAGUCUAACCGCCAUGGGGACAUGGUCCAGGGUCAUGCUGUGGCUGACUCGUCCCUCCGUGGCCCAACAGAAAGGACAGUGCUGGCACUCCGCUGGGUGAUCGCCUUCUGUCCCGUGGCACGCUUUGUUCUGCUGACCAAGGACUCUGUGUUUGUGAACCUCCCUGCCAUCGGAGGCUACCUACUCGGGCUGCACAGGCACCCUGAGGAUCUUUAUUUAGGGAGGGUGAUCCAGAGAGACUCCCCUGACAGAGACCCCAACAGUCCUGGCUACCUGCCCCCAGCGCUCUACCCUGAUAAGUACCUGCCCGAAUACUGUGACGGCACGGCUUACGUUCUGUCUCAGGAUGUGGUCCGAAAAGUGUACGUGGCGUCCGCAGCGGUCCGUGCACCCGUGCCGGCUGAUGUGCUUGUGGGCCUUUGUGCUCAGAAGGCCGGUGUGGCACCAACCCACAGUGCCAGGUUCUCAGGAGGGAAACAUAUCCGCUACAACGCCUGCUGCUACCGCUAUCUGUUCAGCUCAGCAGCAAUGGAAAGCCAUGAACUAGAUACAGUGUGGGCAGACCUGGGACAGAAGGGUGGAAGCUGCUCACUGUUAAAGACCUACUACGGCCUGGUGAUCUGCAAGGCCCUCACGUACCUGGAUAAAAUGGCCUUCUUCAACUCCAAGGGCCAAGCUCAGUCGCACGGUUAAAGGACCAGUGUGUAACAAUUAGGGAGGGAUAUAUUGGCAGAAAAUGGAAUACAAUAUUAAUAAGUAUGUUUUCGUUAGUGUAUAAUCACCUGAAAAUAAGAGUCGUUGUGUUUUUGUUAGCUUAGAAUGAGCUUGUUUAUAUCUACAUACGGAGCGGGUCCUCUUCACAGAGCUGGCCACCAUGUUCAACAGAACGGACAAACCACUGUGUUCACUUUUCCUUCUUGGACCGGAGUCGAUAAUGUUACUCGCUCCGGGAAACCUCGGUUGGUCUUGAGGAGCUGCAGCAUUUAUUUCUGCACAAACUGCACCUUCCACUGAACAUUCACUUGACAUUCUCACAGCUAAACUAACUCAGUCUUCUGCUCCACUAGCUCACUUGUUCGCUCACAACAUCACACACACUCGCCGCUCUUUAUCUCUUGCUUCACCAUUCACUUCCCACGUACGCACACACUCUGCGCACUGGCUCUGCUAUUCUCCAAAUGACCUUCGCUAUACUCUUACAACAACUGGCUCUAGAUGGGGCAUUUCACGUUUUCGCGUCGGCCACAGUUGUUCUCUUACACGCUUGGCACACGGGAGAGGUUUCAAUCUGCAAACUCAUCGCUAUAUAUGUUACACACUGUACCUUUGAGUAUGUGUGAUUAGUUAUUAUGCGUGCUUGUGAGUGAAAGAGAGACUGAAACUGAUAGGAAGUGGGGUUAAAAGUGUGUAAAUAAGUUUGUUGUCUUUGUGCACAUGUGUGCCAGUGUUUGCAUUUUGCCUCUCAGUAUUGUUAAUAGAUAAAUCUGUGGUAAAUUCUUCGUAUGGCGGUUAAGAUCAUUAUAUUAAGUAAAAGAAACAUUCAACCUGGAACAUUGCCAGAUUUAUGUAAAUAAGUGCAGUGCAAAUUUGACAUUUAAUAGGACAGGAAGGACAAUAGAGGAAGCAUUAGUUAUUUUUUUCUUUCUUUCUUUGAGUGAAUUUUGCAUCAAAUUGUCUAAAUAAAUAAA